Molecule: messenger RNA, 960 nt
Organism: Gasterosteus aculeatus aculeatus (three-spined stickleback)
Lineage: Eukaryota; Metazoa; Chordata; Actinopteri; Perciformes; Gasterosteidae
Source: RefSeq, a predicted model, not a curated record
AUGUGGGCCCACAGCUCCAAACAGCCACUGUCCAACAAACAUCCCACGAUCCUAGCAGUGGUAGAGCAGUUCAGCUUUGCCCAAGCUCCCCUCGGCAAAGACACUGUGGAACUGGUUUUGCUGAAGUGGAACAAUGAGAACUGUGUGGUUGUGGAGUGGAAGAAAAGUGUGAAGACUCAGUAUGCCCCGGCUGCCAAUAACGCAAGGCUGGUGACUGCCCAGGUGGCAUUCAUGCUCACAUUCCUCAUGUUCUGUCAGGAAGGUACCAAAAAGUUUGAUGACUGCAAUCACGUUCGAGCCUACGAAUACUACAACGAGAGCAUGGUUAAAAGUCUAGGCUUUGUGGGAUUCCACUGCUCUGACUCGGAACGUUUUGCUGCAGGAAAGUGUUUCCCAUGUGCAGACAACAAAUGUCCUCUGAUGGGCCAUUAUGCUGACAGGCACACUGUGAUUGAUGGCAUUUCACAGAAGUACUUUCUUAACACGGGAAGUUCAACGCCCUUUGGCCGUUACAGCUACAGAAUGAAGGUAAACCUGGAUGGUCCCAGCUGGUCUAACCCAGGCAUCGUGUAUGUGGCAUUGGCUGGAGACACUGACUGCACAAAGGAGUACACGCUUCAUGUGGGGAUCGUGACUCCUGGAAGGACCUAUGAGAUGCUGAUAGACACCGAGGUGGACGUGGGGGAUGUGACAGAGGUGACGUUUCAGUGGAACAACCCCACAAUCUUCAACCCCAUGAAUCCCAAGUAUGGGGCAUCCAUGGUGGAGCUGCAGAGUAAAAUACAAGAAGAUGUAAGUUAGAUCUUCUUUUGUGGAACUGAGAAUGUCGAGGAGAAUAGGAUCCAGCAAGUGCUUCCAUGCUUCAGCCGCAGCCAACCUUUUACAUGCUUUUUUAAUAAAGAUUUUGCAUUCAGACCUCUGAGCUCCUUAAUUUGGCCCUAUGUGCUUUGCAGGAUGUAA